AGAGAGAGAGAGAGAGAGGGAGCGAUAAGUUAACAGCGGACCCAUGGAGCUCGUCGCAGCACUAGUGUUUUCUAUGUCUUCUUGUCCACAAUGCACUUUAGGAUUUCAAUAAGAUGCGUGUGUGUUUCCAGAUAAUCAGUUUCCUCUUCGCCGUAAACUUUUACUGCCAGCCGCUCCGAGCUCAGGAUCCCUCCUGUUGCCAUCAUGCUCCCCAGUUCUCCCCAUGUAAAGAAGCUUGUGACCAGCUCGCCACGAUAAAGAGUGAGUCUCGGCUGAAGCAUCUGCUCCAGAGGUUACCCAGUUACUGCCCAGAGUCUAUGAAUGAGCUCUGGACUUGCAUCAACUCUACGCUUCCAGGUGUAUCGAGGAAGUCCGACGGCUGGGUGGGGUUAGGCUGCUGUGAACUGGCCAUCUCAGCUGAGUGCCGCAGGGAGUGCAGACAGGCAUCAUCUAAAAAUGACAUAACAAAAGUAUGCAAAAAAGUCACAGAGAACUCCCUCUACAGCUGCAUCACCAAAAAUGAAAUGGGCUCCACGUGCUGCAGCUAUGCAGGCCGUCACACCACCUGUAGAGAGUACUGCCAGGCCAUCUUCAGGACCGACUCCACGCCCACCGUGUCUCAGAUCAACGCCGUUAAAGAGUACUGUCAGAGCCACAGCGCUCAGCUGCUCAGCUGCGUCAGCAACUUCACCAAGUCCUACCCCAUACGCAGCCCCAUAGACAGCUUGUACUGCUGUGACCGGGCAGAGGCUCCCUACUGCCAGGCAGCUUGUCGGAGAAUCCUUCGAACCAUGAGCACAGAGCAUGAGAUCAUGGAGGGCCUGAUCGCCGAGUGUGGCUCGCAGCCGCUGCCUCAGGAUCCCAUGUGGCAGUGUUUUCUGGGCAGCGCCCACCCUCCCUCCCCCCCUGAGGAGGAGACCCCCCACCCUGCCAAGAUGGACUGCGCCAAGCUGCACUGCUGCUCGAAGGCCAACAGCUCGGCUUGCAGGGACAUGUGUCGGGAGAUCAGCACCAACUGGGGCAGCCAGACGUGGCAAGACUUUGACCAGCUUUGUGAGUACAGUCCGGUGGAGACCGAGCUCAUCAACUGCCUGGCUGAUGUGAGGGAGCCCUGCCAGCUGGGCUGCAAGGACCUCACCUACUGCACCAACUUCAACUACAGGCCAACAGAACUGUUCCGAAGCUGCAACGUCCAGUCGGACCAGGGCGCCAUGAACGACAUCAAGCUGUGGUCCAACGGCACCAUCAAGAUGCCGUUCAUGAACAUCCCCGUUCUGGACAUCAGGAAGUGUCUGCCUGACAUGUGGAAGGCCGUAGCCUGUUCCCUGCAGAUCAAACCGUGCCACAGCAAGUCCAGAGGGAGCCUUAUAUGCAAGUCAGAUUGUAUAGACAUCCUGACCCAGUGUGGGGACAGGAAACGUUUUCAUGAAGGACAAACACCAGAGCGAAUAUGUGAACUCCUUUCUCCCAUCGAUGACCCUGAACGCUGCAUCCCCCUCCACAGAUACCUCACUCCUAGUUCCCUCGGCAGCAGCGCUGUGGAGGAAGUGGUCCAUCCAUGCAACCCCAACCCCUGCCCCAGCAACCAUCUAUGCCAGGUCAACAGGAAGGACUGCCUUGAUGAAGGGACCUGUCAGCCGUUUGUGUGUGUUCCAGGAUGUAAGCUAGGCGAGGCCUCGGAGUUUCUGGUGCAGCAGGACGCUCGCAUCCAGGUGCCGACUCGUUCCGGCCCGUCCGGGUGCUACGAGGUGUGCACCUGCGGCCCCAGCGGGCGUCUGGAGAACUGCGUGGACAUGCCCUGCGUGGACGUCGACAAGCCCUGUAUCGUAGGAGGACAGAAGAAGAGCCACGGCUCGUCUUUUACGGUCGACUGUCACACCUGCUCCUGCUUCGCCGGUGACACCAUCUGCUCCACAAGACAGUGUCCCGACAACAGGGACGCUGGCGACGAGCGCCAGCACUUUACCGGCCUUCCUUGCAGCUGCCCGGACCGCUUCGUCCCCGUGUGCGCCUCCAACGGUAGAACAUAUCCCAGCGCCUGCGUGGCUCGAUGCAUGGGGUUCAAAGACAACCAGUUCGUCUUUGGCCAGUGCCGCCUCAGUAACCCGUGCGCCACCAAGCCCUGCCAGAGAAACCAGAGGUGCGUCCCGGCGUACCGCGUGUGCCUGAGCGACUCCUCGGACUGCCCGCAGUACGAGUGCACGGAGCGGCCGGCGGCCUGCGAUAAGAGCAGCGCGGAGCCAGCCUGCGACACCGACGGCCAGGUCCACCCCAGCCUGUGCCACCUGCAGCUGUCUGGGAAGAGCCUGGCCUACAUGGGCCACUGCCAGGACGCCUGCAGGAAGCCGGAGCCGGUCUGUGGCUACAACGGCGAGACCUACAGCACGGUGUGUGACGCCUUCUCCGACCGCGUGGCCGUGGACUAUAAGGGCUCGUGCCACGCCGUGGGAACCGUGUCCGACGCCGCCGCCGACUCCGCCUGCAGCCUGAUCCAGUGUCCGCCCCUGUCCGCUCCAGGCUGCCAGCCCGUCACGCCGCCCGGAGCGUGCUGUCCCAUCUGUGCCAGCAUGCUGCAGAUCCUCUGGAACAAGGCGCAGAUGAACACCUUCUCUAAGCUCAAUCAGGACCAGCUGGUGACGGUCCACGGCAUCCUGCAGGUCCUGCGGCUCCACGUCUCAGUGCCACAGUGCGACGUGUUUGGCUUCCUGAGUAUCGACCACGAGCUGGUGGUUCUUAUUGCCCCAGUGGACCAGCAGCCAACGCCGCUGCAGAUCGAAGCGUGCAGCAAGGAGGCCGAGAAGAUCGACUCCCUCAUCAACUACGCCAGCCCCACGUUGGUCUCCCAUGUUCCCCUCUCUGCCUUCCUCACCUCCAAGGUCAAGACCUCCAGCGUCCACUCGUCGGGGGCCGCUCCGCCUUCGCCUCCACCGCCGCACAUCUGCUUCCUCCUCGGCCUGAUCCUCGCCGCACUCCCCGGCCUCCAGCGGCUCUAGGUUUGCUCCUCGCCUUCCCCUCAGCGGCUGUUCCAAAGCACCCCCCCCCCCCCCCCCCCCCCCCCCCCAAUGUUCUCCACCACUUCCCAUGAGUGUGUUGGGGUAAUGUCGUUCGACAAUCUUUCCUAUUGACUUACCUGCGCGUCAAACAAUCAAGAUGGUGAAAAAGCUAUUAUUAUGAGAAGCUUUUGCACUAACGAGAUGAACAGUAUUAUACAGCGGGUGAAUUACUGGGUUUCCCUCCAGUGAAGAGUGUUUAAGCGUGAAUGAGUGUAUGUGUGUGUGACCUUUAAGAAGCAUUUGACUUUGUACCAGCAGUGUUUAUCCAUUAGUCCCAACAGCAGGUUCCCCUCUGGAAGCUGUUAGUGGGAAUGUAAAUUGUGUGUGUGUGUGUGUGUGUGUGUGUGUGUGUGUGUGUGUGUGUGUGUGUGUGUGUGUGUGUGUGUGUGUGUGUGUGUGUGUGUGUGUGUGUGUGUGUGUGUGUGUGUGUGUGUGUGUGUGUGUGGACUUUUAGGUAAUUUGUCAGACAGAUGUUCUGCCAGACACACACUCUUAUGUCCUUCCACAAAACAAUUGGUGUCACUAAAUCCAGGCUUUGCACCAGAUGGAGACUCAUCAGCCUUUCAGUGACACGUCACUGGACCUAGUGUUUGAGUCUUUAACCUCUGCAGUGUUAGUGCUCAUGCUCAUGGACGGAGAACUAAUCCACCAUCCAGAAACCUGGCUCCAAAAAUUGACCAAACAAAAGUCCCCAAAUCUGAUCCAAUGCCUAUCAGUCAAAGACAAGAAGUAUUAUGAGGAGCCAGGUUUGGAGCCGAUCAGAGCUCUGAUGGUGAGGAUGGUCUGGGACCAAACUCAAUGCUGUGGACAAUCCUCUAGCUCUACUCCAAAACAAACCUGGUAACACUUUACCUGAAGUGGUGUUUGCAGAAGACCUGCACAAUCAUAAAUAAAGUAAAGUAAUAAGAGCACGUUGAGCUGACGCUGCUUUGCAUUUUAACAUCCACGACCGUUUCUUUGUAUAGUCUGACGGGUCCGAAACCCAAAGAUAUAUAGACGUUGCAAAGAAUCAAAAUGAGGAAUAAAGUAAUCAAAUAGUUGCACUUCAGUAUGUUAAUCAACAAGUCUAAGCCUCCUUUGUUCUCCUUUCACAUCUUUAGGAUGUUGAAGAGGCAAUUACUCCAAAUGUGACCCACUAUUACAGUCAACAAUGCUUCAAGCACUAAUUAACCUUGGCCAGAUUAUCACACGAGAGCUGCAUGAUCACAGAGCGAGGUGGUAUUCUGGAGGUUUCUCACGCAUCCAUGGCCGAUCUCCACCCAUGAAUACAACUUAAGGAGACUUCCUGACUUUAAUGAUUUGCUUUGAUUCAAGAAUUAGACAGACAGUGACAUUACUGAGGGUGCUCUGUCCUCCAACGUCAGCAUAAUGUCUUCAUGCUGUUACAGAAACACGGUCUUACGAGCACCACUUCCGCUGAAGUGCUAUCAGGACGUGUCCCAUUAGCAGGUGAAUGGGUUAUUUAAUGCAAAGCAGAGAAGCCUGGAUCAUCGCUGCCUUAGUGUGAGGCCAGUAGCAAUAAAAGGGAUGCGUGCCCUUUGUACAUAUGAACCGGAAGCCAUUUAACAGGAGAAUGUGCUGCUCACUACCCACAAUCCACUUUGGGUCGAGAGGAUUUUCUAUAGUAUGCUUUGCAUAUAGUAGCUUAUAUGAAGUAAUAAUGAAAAUGCAAUAAUUUUAUAUUUGUUAAGAAAUGUCUCUAUAUUUGAUAUGUAUCUGAUGAAUUGAGAUAAUAUGAUCACCUAUGUGCCAUGUUUUGUUUUAAACAACUGCUUGUUAUUCUGUAUUGCAUGAAGUGUUUUUACUCCAGAAUGUACUACGAUGUGUGUCGUCCCGUGUCUGUGUGUGUGUUUGUCUGUCUGCCGUUACAGCACAACGUGUCCCGUCGUCCUGCAGUAUUACUGUGCUUGGCAGCUGUGUAUCAGGGAACUCCUCCAUCUGUUUUAAUAAAUAGCCUUAUGAUGA
Betta splendens (Siamese fighting fish) is the source of this 5018-nucleotide messenger RNA. It is a transcript of the gene reck, whose product is annotated as reversion-inducing-cysteine-rich protein with kazal motifs. The coding region runs from base 114 to 2993 and encodes 959 amino acids. Gene Ontology annotation, cellular component: plasma membrane. Gene Ontology annotation, molecular function: metalloendopeptidase inhibitor activity; protein binding. The transcript has 21 exons. Lineage: Eukaryota; Metazoa; Chordata; Actinopteri; Anabantiformes; Osphronemidae. The record is from RefSeq and is a predicted model, not a curated record. Gene Ontology annotation, biological process: blood vessel maturation; sprouting angiogenesis; extracellular matrix organization.